GCCAAACCAACAACUAUUAAAGAUGCCUUAGCCAAAUGGGAGGAAAAGACAGGACAGAAAGCAUCUGAAGCAAAAGAGGUUAAGCUGUAUGCACAGAUUCCGCCCAUUGAAAAGAUGGAUGCAUCUCUGUCCACAUUGGUCAAUUGCGAGAAAUUAUCUCUUUCAACCAACUGCAUUGAAAAGAUAGCUAACCUGAAUGGUCUGAAAAAUCUCAGAAUACUGUCUUUGGGAAGGAAUAACAUAAAGAAUUUGAAUGGACUGGAAGCAGUUGGAGAAACCCUCGAAGAGCUAUGGAUUUCAUACAAUUUAAUUGAAAAAUUAAAAGGAAUUCAUGUCAUGAAAAAGCUGAAAGUACUCUAUAUGUCCAACAAUACAGUGAAAGACUGGGCGGAAUUCUCCAAACUGGCUGAUCUGCCAUGUUUGGAGGACCUGGUGUUUGUGGGAAAUCCUCUAGAGGAGAAACACACACUGGAGGGAAAUUGGGUGGAUGAGGCAACAAAACGUGUUCCUAAGCUGAAGAAACUGGAUGGAAAUCCCGUCAUUAAGCAAGAAGAUGAGGAGGGAGAUGAUUCGUAA
Molecule: messenger RNA, 576 nt
Organism: Staurois parvus
Lineage: Eukaryota; Metazoa; Chordata; Amphibia; Anura; Ranidae
Source: the annotation of a GenBank genome assembly